CGUUUCCUCCGCUGAGGCUGCGCCUGCUGGACCAGCACGCGCCCGCUCGCUCUCGGCACACUAGAUUCCUGCUUUCCCGAAAACAAUUGAAUGCGGGACGCGAUUCGGACGCGGGAGGUGAUCAUGGGAGGCUGUGAACAUAUUGGAAAUUGUGUAUUCGUACUGUGAAGGCAGUCGGAGGGCUGGCCGACGAGACAGCACAUUUUAGUUAUGCCCCAUUCGUGACGAAAAGAUGACCGCCUCCACAACGGACAAGGCUGUCUCGACCGAAGACCUCUGCGCCGAGAUCCAGAAGCAGACCGCGAUGUUAGGCGUUGCAAGGCUAGAAGCCAUCCUGCACACCUUGGUGGAGAACAAAGUGGAAGCCUUGAAGAACGAAAGCGCGAUGUCCAGUCCCAGAAGGCUGCUUAACAAGCUCAGGAUGAAAUCAAAGUCUUCUAGCAAUGCUUCUAGUCAGGUCAUUAAGAAGAGCGAGCAGAAACGUAAGCAGACUGGUGUGAAAAGGAAGGAGCAUCAUGUGGUGGAUAUGCAGCGAAUUAGUAGACCAGUGUCAAGACACGAAAUGUCGUUAUCUUCACCAGAACUGCGGUACCAGUGCAGCAGGGGUCCAAGCUUCGAAGGGUCUUCCAUUAGUGAAGAUGACAGACGUCUUCCUGAGAACCUAGAUCACAUUUAUAUAGACAAUAGCUGCCCGUCGUUAGCUGAGGAACCGCACAGUUGUUGCUGUAACAGAGAUCUUAGCGGACAAAUUUCUCACUACGACGACGACUAUAUUUCGCUAAAGAUAGAUGGGUAUGAUGGCAUAGAAACUGAUGCAAUGAUAUCCGAAGAAGCACUGCGGAGGGCGCGGAGAAAGAGAAGAAGGAGAAGAAAAAGGAGAAUGAAGAAGAAAUAUGCCAUGAGGCAUGCUCAUUUGGUUGACCCAAUAGAGAUGCAUGAGACCUACAAAAACCUAACCGAAGACGAAUUAUCAAGGCGGGGCCAAGUGGACGAUUGUAGCAACAGCGUGCCUGCUUCUCUUUAUGUGUAUGCUUCUGGUUGGAAUCACGUUAAGAAUGGCACCUAUUAUUGACGAAAUGGUGCGCAAAGAAAAUGAGGAAUUCAUUAACUCACUCAGUCGACAAAGAAAUGCAUCAUCAAAUACCUCCGUCCACAAGGAUGUUACGUAACUUUGAGUUAACUACAUAGAGCUUAAGUUUAAGGACUCUUUUUUACUUUUUUUCGUUAUUUGUGACAUGCAGGUAACCUAGAUAUCUAACUCAACUACUUUGAUUACCGACAUGCCUUUUAUUGAGUAUCAUUUGCAAAAAUAUGUGCAACUCAUUUUAUCAGUCCUCAUUUCACGGAAGGUCUACAUAUGUACUUAUCAUAAAAGAGCGGCUGACAGUUUAAUCAGAUUCAAGUUGAAGCUUAUUUAUCUAGGUCAUAUGCAUCUGAUGUAUUUAUCAUUUUGUACGACGAAGCUAUCCGUAAGUGUUAUACCAUUUCAUAUCCGUACCUCAAGGUCAAAUUUGAAGUCAACUCUAUCUCAGCUUGUAUUCAACUGACAUAUUAUUCUCAUUGUUGAAUGUAUCAAUCUUGAACUUUAUAUAUUUAUUACUAGUAUUACUAGAGAUUAUGGGCGUGACACUGCUACUUCUUUUUAAAUGAAAUUAUCUCCAAGAAACACAUAGCUUUUAUUGUCCAGUAAGGAUCAUUGAUUCUCAAUUCUCACUUGCCGAUACCUUGUGAUGUUGCUGUCAGAUAUCCUCCUCAAGGCAAGGCUUCCUUAAUGUGUAUGAAAAUUUAAUGAUAAGGGUGGCGGUCAACUCUGGAAAUGCCCAUGACAAAUCGAGGCUUACUUUUAUCCACCGCACAAACAUAAGCUUUUUUAUGCGUCAGAUCUCAAGGAAAGGUAUUUAUUAUUUAGGUUGACUUCAAAUGCAACAUCAUCACAAAAAUAAAUAAUACAUAAUAAAUCGAAA
Molecule: messenger RNA, 1964 nt
Organism: Acanthoscelides obtectus
Lineage: Eukaryota; Metazoa; Arthropoda; Insecta; Coleoptera; Chrysomelidae
Source: the annotation of a GenBank genome assembly